UUUAACAAAAAAAAGAAAAAGGUACACAGCCCACUUGGAUGUGCAUCAUCAAUUAUCUACAUCAAGCUCCCAGAACAGAGCUCCGGGGACAACAUGGGAUUAGCUCUGCACGCCGUCAUCUGCUGCUGUGUUCUCACCACCGUGCUGCCACUGGUGAGCGGCGCCGCCAACAGCACCAGUCCCAAAAAAGGGUUUAAAGUCUGGCGGGAGAGCCGCGUGAAGAGGGACCUGUGCAACGGCUCCGCGGCGGCCGACGAGCAGCGCCCCGACGUCGACGUCGCGCCGCGGCAGGACGAGAACCCGAAAGGCGUCUCGCCCACGUCGCCUCCACCAUGCUUCGGGUUACGCGUCAGAUCCAGGAGGUCGAUGUCGGGCAAAGCGUCCGGCUGCAAGUUUGUCACGUGCGUGUACCACGACCUGCUCCACCGGCUGCACCAGCUCAACGAGAUGAAGUCCUGCGCCCCCAGGAAAAAGAUCGGCUCCAAGGGCUACGGACGGCGCCGCCGCCGCCGCUCGCUCCUGCAGAUCUUCUCCGAAAUACCCGGAAAAUGAAGAGGAAAGCGAAGCGGAUUUCUUUUUUUAAUCGAGAAACUGUCAUUUACUGGAGCCCAAAGCGCCACAAGCAGGAUCCUUUCACACGUGAACUGGAUGGUGUGAACUGCAAUUUAAACAAUCUGUACUAUAUCAAAAAAUAUAUAAUUACCAGCUUGUAUAUAAUAAGGAAAUAUAAAGCUACCUUAUAUUUAAGCACACAAUAAAAAAAUAUAUUUUUAUACAGCCAAAAUACAUAUUAAACAUGUCUUUUUAAUAAAAUAUGUAACUUCAAUGAAGUACGUAUCUUUCUAUGCAAAAUAAAUAAUCGUGUCCUGUA
This is a messenger RNA of Pseudoliparis swirei, 871 nucleotides long. It is a transcript of the gene admb, whose product is annotated as adrenomedullin b. The record is from RefSeq and is a predicted model, not a curated record. Bases 94 to 552 code for a protein of 152 amino acids. Gene Ontology annotation, cellular component: extracellular region. The transcript has 4 exons. Lineage: Eukaryota; Metazoa; Chordata; Actinopteri; Perciformes; Liparidae. Gene Ontology annotation, biological process: adenylate cyclase-activating G protein-coupled receptor signaling pathway; regulation of systemic arterial blood pressure; adrenomedullin receptor signaling pathway. Gene Ontology annotation, molecular function: hormone activity; adrenomedullin receptor binding.